AUGGCAGAUCCACCAACGCCGUUGCUGCUCGUUACCCUACCUCCCAAGGUAUUACAAAACAUAUUAAGGUUUUUGCCUCAGCAAUCGCUCAUAAACCUAGCAACCACAAAUUAUGAAUUUUAUCAUCCUUGUCUUGUUCAAUUGUAUUCCAAAAUAGUCAUUUCGCAAUAUGCACCAUUGCGAUUGAAAGAGACCAAAUCUGAUCAUCGGCGAGAAGUUGAUUUCCAGGAUAGUUCACGCCUGGUGAUUUAUGGGUUUGCAAAUAGUCUCAAACGAGAGUUGAAUAUGAAGAUGAUUCACGCGAGGAUAUUAGUGUUGAUCCAAGCUCUUCAAAUCAAUGUUGAGCUCGUGGGGUAUGUGAAGGAGGUGCAUAUUUUGGGUAAUGAUUUUACUGAUGAGGUGAUUACUGCGGUGCAGAGCCUAGCGAAUUUGUUCAAUCAAUUGGAUGUUUUCUAUAUUGACAAUGACGCAAUCAGAUCAAGAGUUAAGCUAUCUCAUUUGAAGUUGAAGACAGUAGUUGCCGAUAAUGCGAAUGAUAUUGGUGACGGCGUUGAGAGGUUACUUGUGGGCGGCAAUUGCAGUAUUGAUAGUUUGCACAGCUUUGCUCACAAGUUGAAGGAGUUGAUCUUACCAUUUGAGUGGGAGAUGUACUGGAGACAGGUCAAAGCCACCAUGCGUCCAUCUGGAAUGCAAUUUACAAACUUGGAAAAGUUUCGACUCGUUUUGCACCCCUCGGAUUUAAAUGAGAACAUCAAUUUAAUCAAUUCAAUUCAAUGGAACAAUAUCAAAUAUUUGGAGAUUGUAUGUCCCUUUCCACAAGUUGAUAGUGUCGAGGACUACAUCUUUGAUUGCUUUGACUCUGUGCCACUGCAAUUGCCCAAAUUACGCAAGCUUUCGAUAUUGCAAGGAUCCACAUUUCCAACCCACGACAUAAACGAAUCAUACGAUUUAAUUUUAUUCAAUUUCAUAAGCAACUAUAUUGAAACUCUACGUUACUUGGCAAUCAAACACAGCGUACCGAAGUUGGGCAAUUUUCCAGACGGAUUUGAAGGUAAUUACCAUCGACGUUAUGAGCUAUAUACGACAAUCUUGCCGAAACUUUUGUCAAAAUCUAGCAAGUCGACAUCGCAUUUUAUUCUUGACUUGCCAAACUUGUUUCACACCUUCACAUGUUACGAGCAGUACAUGAAUACGGUUAUUUGGAACGGAUGCAAAUGUCAAUACUGUGAAGUGUACUUGAACAAAGUGGAUCAUUUCCUAUUUCAACACAAGUACUACGAUGAGAAAAGUUAUCGGUAUAAGGACAUGAAUGCAUCGCACUUGCUCGCUGCCGUUGCUUCAAACUUGAACAGACGUUUUAUCCCAGCAUCUUCCUUGUUGACACAGAUGGACCAAUUGUCAUUCCCAAUCUGGAAGUGUACAUGGGAUUUCCACCUGAUUGAAAACUCGAAAAAAUUUAGAUGCCUCGACAAGCUUACAAUCGACCAAGGUGAGUACGACGAAGAGGAUAUACCUGACGAAGAAGGCGCCACGAUUUGCGAACUCAAUGAAAACUUGUUUGCCAAACUUCCAAGGGCAAUUGGCCAUUAUGUAAAUGACAUUAUACAAGAGAUUUUGAACUUACAUCGAGGAAACGCCGAGGCUCGAUUUGAUGAACAAGAGUUGCGGUUUUUGAAAGAUGGUGGUGACUACGAAGAUUUUGACAGCAAAAAUGAUUUGAAAAAGGUGUUGAUCAAUGGAUUCGUUUACAAUAUUGACAAUGAGUUGAAUGGGACGCACUUUUACGAAAAUGUGUACGACGAAUGA
This is a messenger RNA of Lodderomyces theae, 1806 nucleotides long. RefSeq lists its product as uncharacterized. Gene Ontology annotation, molecular function: protein binding. The coding region runs from base 1 to 1806 and encodes 601 amino acids. The record is from RefSeq and is a predicted model, not a curated record. The transcript has a single exon. NCBI's taxonomy places the organism in Eukaryota, Fungi, Ascomycota, Pichiomycetes, Serinales, Debaryomycetaceae.